AUGAGGUCAUACAACUUGACAUUAGAUGCUAUGAACUUUAACAACAACUUCACAACAACCAUUAACCCUGAAAUGCAAAGUUCUAUUAUGCCAUAUGUGAAAGUAUGGACUCAUACAGGAGCUCAAAACACUCAAUAUACAAAUGGAGACCGUUCAAACUUUUGGCUUGGCAUUCCAUUUGCUGACUCAGAAGACUUUAUGGGUGGUAUUUCAACUGUUGGUACAGUUCAAAUACAAUAUACUGGUGACAGAGACGGUCCAAAUGAAUUGAAAGCAAAGAAGUUUACAAAACCAAUAGCACUUUUCACGGAAGAUGCUCUUUUGAAAAUUCGUUCGAUGAAACCUGCUGGGGCUCCUCAGAUUGGUAUAACGACAGCUUCCAUCGAGCAGAUUUUGGCAGCAGGUCAGUAA
Molecule: messenger RNA, 411 nt
Organism: Trichomonas vaginalis G3
Lineage: Eukaryota; Parabasalia; Trichomonadida; Trichomonadidae
Product: protein of unknown function, DUF4106 family
Exons: 1
Coding region: 1-411 (136 amino acids)
Source: RefSeq, a predicted model, not a curated record